GCCCUUCCUCCCCGGCGUCCAAAGCUCCGGGUGGCCGCGGCCGAGCCGGGAGCUGAGCGCGCUGGGCGCGGCCGUCCCGCUGCCGCCGCCUCCGAGCCCUGAGUGCGCCCGCGGCCAUGGUCCCCGCGGCGGCGCCGGGCGCUUGAGCCCCGGAACGCGGGCCCUGGAGGCAGGCGGCCGGCGGUGCGGGCGCAACGGAGAGGCCGCCAGAAGGUGAGCGCCGUGGGCUAUGGGAUGGAUGAGGUGGAGCAGGACCAGCAUGAGGCCCGACUCAAGGAGCUGUUUGACAGUUUUGACACCACGGGCACUGGGUCCCUGGGACAGGAGGAACUCACCGACCUUUGCCACAUGCUGAGCUUGGAGGAGGUGGCCCCGGUGCUCCAGGAGACGCUGCUUCAGGAUAACCUCUUGGGCAGGGUGCAUUUUGACCAAUUUAAAGAAGCAUUAAUACUUAUCUUGUCUAGAACUCUGUCAAAUGAAGAGCACUUUCAAGAACCAGACUGCUCGCUAGAAGCUCAGCCCAAAUAUGUUAAAGGUGGCAAGCGUUAUGGACGAAGGUCCUUGCCUGAGUUUCAAGAAUCCGUGGAAGAGUUUGCCGAGAUUGAGCCCCUAGAGGAAGAAGCUCGGCCCUCACACAGCCCAGCCGGUGACCGCCACGAGCACUGGAAGACACAACGCAGUGAGGAGUAUGAAGCAGAAGGUCAGUUAAGAUUUUGGAACCCAGACGACUUGAAUGCCUCACAGAGUGGGUCUUCUGCUCCCCAAGACUGGAUAGAAGAGAAACUGCAGGAGGUUUGUGAAGACUUGGGGAUCACCCGUGAUGGUCACCUGAACCGAAAGAAGCUGGUCUCCAUCUGUGAGCAGUAUGGUCUGCAGAAUGUUGAUGGAGAGAUGCUUGAGGAAGUCUUCCAUAAUCUUGAUCCUGACGGUACAAUGAGUGUAGAAGAUUUUUUCUAUGGCUUGUUCAAAAAUGGAAAAUCCCUCACACCAUCAGCAUCUACUCCCUAUAGACAGUUGAAAAGGCACCUCUCCAUGCAGUCCUUCGAUGAGAGUGGCCGACGCACCACAACCCCAUCAGUGAUGACAAGUACCAUUGGCUUUCGGGUCUUCUCCUGCCUGGAUGACGGGAUGGGCUACGCAUCCGUGGAGAAAAUACUUGACUCCUGGCAGGAAGAGGGCAUUGAGAACAGCCAGGAGAUCCUGAAGGCCUUGGAUUUCAGCCUUGAUGGAAAUGUCAACCUGACAGAACUGACACUGGCUCUUGAAAAUGAACUUCUGGUCACCAAAAAUGGCAUUCACCAGGCGGCUCUGGCCAGCUUUAAGGCUGAGAUCCGACAUUUGCUGGAGCGGGUUGAUCAAGUGAUCAGAGAAAAAGAGAAGCUACGGUCAGAUCUGGACAAGGCUGAGAAGCUCAAGUCUCUCAUGGCUUCAGAGGUGGAUGAUCACCAUGCGGCCAUAGAGCGGCGGAAUGAGUACAACCUCAGGAAACUGGAUGAAGAGUACAAGGAACGGAUAGCGGCUUUAAAGAAUGAACUCCGGAAGGAGAGAGAACAGAUCCUGCAGCAGGUGGGCAAGCAGCGUUUGGAACUUGAGCAGGAAAUCGAAAAGGCAAAAACAGAAGAGAACUACAUCAGGGACCGCCUUGCUCUCUCUUUAAAGGAAAACAGUCGUCUAGAAAAUGAGCUUCUGGAAAAUGCAGAGAAGUUGGCAGAGUAUGAGAAUCUGACAAACAAACUCCAGCGAAAUUUGGAAAACGUGUUAGCAGAAAAGUUUGGUGACCUUGAUCCCAGCAGUGCUGAAUUCUUUCUGCAAGAAGAGAGGCUGACGCAGAUGAGAAAUGAAUAUGAGCAGCAGUGCAGGGUAUUACAAGACCAAGUGGAUGAACUCCAGUCUGAGCUGGAAGAAUUUCGCACACAAGGCAAAGUGUUGAGACUUCCCUUGAAGAACUCACUGUCAGAAGAACUUGAUGUUAACACGGGUUGCAUCGAGCCUGACCAGAGGCUUGGUUCUGAAGAAUGCAAUCCAUUGAAUAUGAGCAUCGAGGCGGAGCUGGUCAUUGAACAGAUGAAAGAACAACAUCACAGGGACUUAUGUCGCUUGAGACUGGAGCUUGAAGAAAAAGUGCACCGUUAUGAAAAGCAGCUAGAUGAAACCAAGGUUGCCUGUGAAAAGGAGCAAGAGAACAUGAAGCAAAAGUAUGAGAAUGAAGUACAUGUCUUAGAAAAACAAAUAAGUGACCUUAAAAAUGAAAUUACAGAACUUCAGGGCCAGACUGGGGUGCUCAAGGAGGCACAGCAUACAACUAUCUGCAGACACGAGGAUGAGAAAAAAGAACUGCAAAAGAAGUGGGAUGAGGAAAAGACUCACCUGCAGGAGAAGCUGAGGUUGGAACAUGAGUUGGAACUCAAGGCUAGCCUAGAGCAGGCAGAGGAAAGCUUUAACCGAGAGAGAGAAGGACUCAUUCAAAAUGGUGCCUGGACAGAAGAGAAAGUGAGAGGCUUGACUCAGGAACUAGAACAGUUUCACCAGGAGCAGCUUAAAAGCCUGAUGGAGAAGCACACUCUUGAGAAAGAGGAGUUGCGAAAAGAGCUCUUGGAAAAACACCAAAGGGAACUUCAAGAGGGAAGGGAAAAAAUGGAAACUGAGUGUACUAGAAGAACCUGUCAGAUAGAAGCCCAGUGUCAGGCUGAUUGUCAGAAAGUCACUGAGAGGUGUGAAAAUGCCCUGCGAAGCCUGGAGGGGCACUACCACCACGAGCUGAAGGAGCUCCUGGAACAGCAGCUUGAAGAGAGAUCCCAGUGGGAGUUUGAGAAGGACGAGCUCACCCAGGAGUGUGCAGAAGCCCAGGAGCAGCUGAAAGAGACUCUCCAAAGAGAGAAAGCCACUUCUCUGGUCCUGACCCAGGAGAGAGAGAUGCUGGAGAAAACCUACAAAGAACAUUUGAAUAGUAUGGUUGUUGAAAGAGAGCAGCUACUCAAAGACCUGGAAGAUCUAAGAAAUGUGUCAGAAAGUCAGCAAAGCCUACUGUCCGACCAGAUCCUUGAGCUGAAGAGCAGUCGUGAAAGGGAGCUGAGGGACGGCGAGCAGGUCCUGGGCCGGGCAGGUGCCUCGGGGCAUCUGGCCGGCCAGCCGCUGGAGAAGCUAGCAAUGGAACGGGACCGGGAGGAGCAGGAGAUGGUGUCCGGGCUGCAGGCCAUGGAGAGUGUCCACAGAGUGACCUGUGAGAAAGCAGACCAAGAGAGGGCUGAGAUGAGCACAGACAUCUCCAGGCUUCAGAACAAAAUUAAGGAAAUGCAGGAGGCAUCUCCUCCGUCCAGGAGAGAGAAUGGCUGCCAGACGGCAGGAGGGGAGGCGGUGGAAGGCAGUGGAGCCAUGUCCCUGCUCCAGCAAGGAAAGCAGCUGUUGGAAGAGAAUGGAGAUGUCCUCUUAAGCCUGCAGAGAGCUCAUGAGCGAGCAGUGAAGGAAAAUGUGAAAAUGGCCACGGAAAUUUCGAGAUUGCAACAGAAGCUGCAAAAAUUAGAGCCGGGCUCGGUAAUGUCUUCUUGUUUUGAUGAGCCAGCUACUGGGCUAUUUGGAAAUUCUGUGGAACAAACAGAGCCCUUUUUGUUGCCACAUCAAAUGAAACAAGUAGAAGGUGUAAGCCCACCUUGCGUCCUCAGUGACCUACCGGACGAUGAGGCCCCGGAUUUGGGCAGUCCAGGGACGGGCUCUGCUCAGAGACGGGCGGUCAAAAUGGAGGAGUCUGAAGCAUCAAUGGAGAGUUUUUCCGAGCUCGAAAAUAGCGAAGAGACCAGGACUGAGACCUGGGACCUGAAGAAUCAGAUUUGUCAGCUUAAGGGACAGCUAACGAUCCUGCGUGCAGACUGCAGUCGAGCUUCUGAAAAGAAACGGGACCUCCUUUUUGACGUCGCCGUGCUGAAAAAGAAACUGAAGAUGCUUGAGAGAAUCCCCGAGGCUUCCCCCAAGUAUAAACUGCUGUAUGAAGAUGCCAGCAGGGAAAAUGACUGUCUCCAGGAGGAGCUGCGAGUGAUGGAGACGCGCUACGACGAAGCCCUCGAAAGUAACACAGAGCUCACUUCGGAAGUUUUCAAACUGCAGCACGAGCUAAAGAAAGCGGAAGAGGCGACGGAAACGUUCUUCAGCCUGGAAGAGAGUUACGGUGAAGUCAAGAGAGAAAACGAGGAGCUGCAUGUUCUGGUUUUGAGACUUGAGGGUGAGCUGGAGAAGCUGCAGGCCAGAGCGGCGCUCCAGCGUGACUGCUGCUUAUGGGAAGCCCGCUUGGCUAAGCUGGAAGUCCCGCCCGAUGGGAAGGUGCCCGAACCCCACCAGACGCUGGAAGAGUGUGUGCCCGAGGUGAGGGACGUACACCGUAUCCUAGAAGAACAUUAUCAAGACCACCAGUACCUCGAGCAGGAGAAUACACAGCUUCUGGAAAGAGUACAGGCAUGUGAGAUUGCCUGGCUACACAGACGAGUCCGGACACAUGGAGAACAGCCCCGAGUACAGAACCAGGUUUUACCGGAGGAAGAAGACACUGCCCUCCUAGGCCUUCAAGACAGACACCUUGCGCGUCAGGCCACGAUAGCAGAGUUAGAACUGGAGAAAAAAAAGCUGCAAGAGCUGACCAGGAAGUUGAGGGAGAGAGUCGCCGCUUUAGUUAAGCAAAAAGGUGUACCUUGUCAAGGAGAGAACGAGGAGGAGCUGAAGGCAAUGAUGCACGACUUGCAAAUCACGUGCAGUGAGAUGCAACAGAAAGUUGAACUUCUGAGAUAUGAAUCUGAGAAGCUUCAAGAAGAAAAUUCUAUUUUGAGAAAUGAAAUUACUACUUUAAAUGAAGAUGAUAGCAUUUCUAACCUGAAAUUAGGGAAAUUAAAUGGGUCACAGGAAGAAAUGUGGCAAAAAAUAGAAACUGUAAAACAGGAAAAAGCUGCAGUUCAGAAGAUGGUUGAAAAUUUAAAGAAACAGAUUGCAGAAUUAAAAACCAAAAACCAAGAGUUGGAUUUGGAAAAUACAGAACUUAGCCAAAAGAACUCUCAAAAUGAGAAAGAACUGCAAGAACUUAAUCAACGUCUAGCAGAAAUGCUGGGCCAGAAGGAGGAAGAGCUGGGACCCAGUGCAUUUGAGAAAUGGAAACAAGGAGCGUCUCAUCGGAAAGAAGAACUGGAACAAUGUAGAGUGCAGUCCUCUACUUUAGUGUCUUCUCUGGAGGCAGAACUAUCUGAAGUUAAAAUACAGACUCAUAUUGUGGAACAGGAAAACCUCCUUCUCAAAGAUGAACUGGAGAAAAUGAAACAGCUGCACAGAUGUCCUGAUCUCUCCGACUUCCAGCAAAAACUUUCUAGUGUUCUAAGCUACAAUGAAAAACUGCUCAAAGAAAAGGAAGCUCUGAGUGAAGAAUUAAAUAGCUGUGUGGAUAAGUUGGCAAAAUCAAGUCUCUUAGAGCACAGAAUUGCCACUAUGAAGCAAGAACAGAAGUCUUGGGAACACCAGAGGGAAACCUUAAAGUCCCAACUCACGGCUUCACAGGACAAGGUUCAGAGUUUAGAAGACACCCUGCAGAAUGUAAACUUGCAAAUGUCGCUGAUUAAAUCUGACCUACAAGUGACGCAGCAGGAAAAGGAGGCUUUAAAACAAGAAGUGAUGUCUUUAUAUAAACAACUUCAGAAUGCUGGUGACAAGAACUGGGGCCCAGAAAUAGCCACCCAUCCAUCAGGAUUCCCUACGCAGCAGCACUGGCUGACUUGGGACAAGAUGGAUCAUCUGAUAAAGGAGGAACAGGAGCUACUUCGGCAGGAGAACGAGAGACUCCAAACCGUGGUGCGGAACACCAAAGCGGAACUCACGCACUCCCAGGAGAAGGUCCGUCAGCUGGAAUCCAACCUUCUUCCCCCCAAGCACCAAAAACAUCUAAACCCAUCAGGUACUAUGAAGCCCACAGAGCAAGAGAAGAUGAGCUUGAAGAGAGAGUGUGAACAGUUUCAAAAGGAACGAUCUCCUACUAAUAAGAAGCAGGUCAGUCAGAUGAAUUCCCUUGAAAGAGAAUUAGAAACGAUUCAUUUGGAAAAUGAAGGCCUGAAAAAGAAACAAGUAAAACUGGAUGAGCAGCUAAUGGAGAAGCAGCACCUGAGGUCCACUGUGAUGCUUAGCCCAUCCCCUCAUGCUUGGGAUCUCCAGCUGCGCCAGCAGCAAGCCUGCCCGAUGGUGCCCAGGGAGCAGUUUCUGCAGCUUCAACACCAGCUGUUGCAGGCUGAGAGGACAAACCAGUGCCUGCAGGAGGAACUUGAAAACAGGACCUCCGAAACCAACACACCGCAGGGAAACCAGGAGCAACUAGUGACCGUCAUGGAGGAACGAAUGAUGGAAGUUGAACAGAAAUUGAAACUGGUGAAAAGGCUUCUUCAGGAUAAAGUGAAUCAGCUCAAAGAACAACUCUACAAGAAUACUAAAGCAGAUGCAAUGGUGAAGGAUUUGUAUGUUGAAAAUGCCCAGUUGUUGAAAGCUCUGGAAAUGACUGAACAGCGCCAAAAAACAGCGGAGAAGAAAAAUUACCUCCUAGAAGAGAAGAUUGCCAGCCUCAGUAACAUAGUCAGGAAUCUGGCACCAGCACCACUGACUUCUACACCUCCCUUGAGGUCAUAGCCAAGCCAAAGGAUACACUCAUAUUUGUGCACUUUACUGAAAUGGAUGGAACAUUUCAGUAAGUUCUCUCAACCAUUUGUUGUUUAAACCUUUAAUGGUUUAAAGUUAAGCUCAACCUAAAACUGCCAGCAACAGAACUGGUCUCCAUUCAUUAUAAUUAGUUCUUCCAAAGAGACUAAAUUAUUCCCAAGCUUUGAAUUUUUAAAAAAUAUCCUAAUAGCCACCAAAAAGGUAGAUAUAUGAACACGAUGCAAGAGUCUUAAAACCCCAGUUUUGAAUGAGUUUUUUUUAAAUAUUAUAUAUAAAGCUAUGUGUAAAUGCCAGAUAUUUAAAGUUUGAGAUCUGAUUAGCCUACUGUUUUGACCUUUAUUUAAAAAACAAAUGUAUGUCUUCUUACACCUUCAAAUAUGGAAAAGUCAUUCUGUUUCUAAUACUUUUGGUUCUUUGGUAACAGACCCUGGGCUCAAUAACCACAGAGGUCAGAAAAGCCAGAGUCCAUAGUACUCUACCUUUUAACAGCUAUGACAGUAUUACCACCCUUGAUGUAUUCUAGAUGUACAACUGAUUUAUUCAACUGCACUGUUAACUAAUGUUAAAACUGUACUUUAAACAUUUUUUUUCCUCCUUAGAAGUUUCAUUCGGGGAGCUUACCUUCUAAAAAAUGGAUAAAGCCACGUUCUUAAAAGCAUUUGAACUAUAGGGAAAGCAUUGAACAAAUCACUUUGGAGUAAACAGCUACUCUUAGAAGAGAGAUAAGCAAACCAUGGGGGUUUCUCUCUCAAGUCUUGGAGUUCAUGAACUUACGUUUAGGGUUGCUUCAAGCACUCAGGGAACAAUACUUUGAAUGGUCUUCCUGAAACACUGUAGGGCCUCUUUAAGAAUCUGAAAUGCAUAAACCAUGUGACCUUAUUUGUCUUAUAUUUAGAGCUGUUCUGUGAUUUUUAUUUCGAUAUUUUUGGUGAAUUUACUCUUCUGAAAAGCCUUGAUUUUAGAGCUAAAAACUUAUGGAAGAGUUAUUUGCUUAACAUAGGUUAAAAUUUCCAUGCUUCCUAUUCUUCUAACACUUCAAAUCUGAUCAUAAGAAUUUCUUACUCUGAGGGUACCUGGGUGGCUCAGCUGGUUAGGCGUCUGCCUUCUGCUUGGGUCAUGAUCCCAGGGUCCUGGAAUCGAGUCCCGCAUCGGGCUCCCUGCUCAGCAGGGAGUCUGCUUCUUCCUCUGACCCUCCCCCCUCUCGUGCUCUCUCUCUCUGAAAUAAAAUCUUUAAUUUCUUACUCGGAUGAGGACUGGCAUGCCAUCUGAGGUAAAAAAGUGCCAAGGAGCUCUUACAGGUCUAGCUGUCUUACAGGUAUAGCUGUUUCCAUUCAGUUCUCAAGACCAGAACUUUAUAGAGCAGUCAACGUUUUUACGAUGGGUAAAUAUUUUCCCCCAAAUCAAAGCUUUGCUUCUCAGCCUACUUCAGCCAGCCAGCCAGCCAUUGGUGGAGGACUUAUGUUUAGGACACUGACAAAGCUCAUUCUAGUGACCUACUUGUUUUUGUGGAACAGCAAUUAGAUAAGAAAAAUUCACUCUGAUGUAUUCCUGGAAGGCCAAACCCAUCGAUUUACAAGACCGGUAACAGCAAAAUCACGCACUGCUUUAUGGGCAGGGACAAAAGAUUCACGAAAACUGCCUAAGAAGUCAUAUGAUGUUUAAAAAUCUCAACAAAAUAAUUUGCAUCAAGCAACUUUCAGGUUCCUCGUGGCCUAACCAUCUGUUGGUCCCACCUGACAAGCUAGGGCCAACACAGAAAUCCUUACUCCAAGAGCUCUGACAAGGUAUGGCCGUUUGUGGUACUGGAAUUCAAACUCAUGAAACAAACCUUUUCAGGUCUGGAUAGCUCUUACUAUCAGAAAGUCCUGAUUUCUCCCUGGAAAAAUAAUUAAUUUUAAUCCUUUCCUGUAAUUACCCUUCAAAACAUGUCACAUCUGCUAUCAUGCCUUCCCUAAUCUUUCAUCCCAGUGCAAACAUUACUAGUCAACCCAAGUACUUGUAUGGCAUUGGCUUUAACAGAGAAUGUUUUUCACUUAAAACUGUGGAUAGACCUAGGGGACUAAGGUCAUAAAUAAACUAUGCAUCUGUGGUGUAUUUAUGUGAUAUGCUUCAAGUUACUCAAGGUUAUUACUAUCAAAAUUGAACACCAAGCAGAUUUCUCAAAUAACUGGCUUUAGCAUGUGAUCACAUGUGUUGUAAUUUUUGUUGUUUUUUACAUUACGAAAAGUGUAGGUUAAUUUCUCAUAAAUCUAUAUUUAUGUGUAUAUAAAAUGCUGUAUAAUGAAUGUAAAUAUGACUUUCUGGAAAGUUUUAGACUACAUUUAGAAUCCCUUUAUCCAAAAUCAAAAUGCUGCUCAAAUGAUUAAUUGAAUCAACAUCUAGGUGCUUUAUUUCUUGUUUUACUGCACUUAUAAAAGGGAAAAAGAUUAACAUGAAGUUACCUUAAAUUUAUACAUUUGUGCAGCAGUUUAUUUUUGUAGCCUAGAGUGGGAAUUUAACUGGCAAUUUAUAAUAGCAUUUACAGCUUUUAAAAAAUCUUUUAAAGAGAUUAAAUUUGAACUUAAAUGUUUAGGUUUUGCUUUCAGACUUUAUAAUAGCACUCUUAAAAAUCACUAGUUAUGUAUUCUUUUAUAGGCAUUUAGCUACUUGUUUGUUAAAAGCACUGGUUAAACUUUCUUUGGCUUUCUUAAGAGUUAUUUAAAUUAGUCUGAGAAGAUGGGAUAUUCAUUUCAAGGAAAGAGUCAAGUUUGCCUUUGUGAUAAUAUGUUACGCUAAGACAAAGAAAGUGUGGAUCACAAAACCUGCGUUAUUCUAUUUUGCUUUCUUCUGCUCUUUAGAAGCCUGAACUCUUAAGCUCAAAUUGUGAAGGGAGAAAAGUAGAGGGGGUGGGGUAGAACUGAUCACAGUAUUUUAUUUAUUUUUCUAAAACCUGGAUUUUAAAACUAUUUUAAAUGUGAAUCCUUCCCAGAGGCUUCAAAUACAUUGCUUAUAUAUUUAAUCUUGAGCAUAUUUUACAUAAAUAGAUUACAAAAUCAUAAGCUUUCACAAUAUAGAAGGAGCUCUUACAGGUCUAGUGUUUCAAUAAUGUACAAAUACCCAGGACAGGUAUUAUUAUGAAGAACGUUUUUCUUUAAGAAUGAAUAAAAAGUCCACUUUAUGGUGGACUUUAACAUGUGGGAAUGAAUUUAUUUUUUUCAUUUCUUUUUUUUCCUGAGGGAAGGAAAAGAGAAAUAUGUUGCUAUUGUCAGCAUCUUAAAGGUAUUCCCUAUCAAGGCAAGGCUAAGUGCUUUGUCAUAGUAUUAAGCAAGUCUUGUUUUGAAUGGAUUACCUGUAAUGGCUCAUUGGAAUGAUAUACAAGUAAUGCCAAAAGCCAAGUCAAAGCCUAAUAACCAAAGCAUUCCAUAUUUAAAACUUAUUUAUCAUAUCAUAUUUGGACCUAUUUGAACAUCUCAACACUCUAAAAAAGAAAACUAUUAUGGCAUAUGGAUAGCUGUUUAUUAAAAUUAGCCUUUUAUUGCUCAGCUUUUUUGAAUGAUUUGAAUUAACUUUAUUCUUGUGGGAAGACAUUUUCACACCAUGAUUUAAGGGAACACUAGUUUUGUGGGGAAAAAAAACCAAAACCCUGAGUUCAUCAAAAGCCAUCUAUAAGAUUCUUUUGAGAUAAAAAUUAAUCUGUAUGUGUUGAUAUCAACUUUGUAUAUUUCAUCUUAGCCAUUCUCUCUUAAAGGUUUUAAUGUGAGCUUAAAAUGUAAAUAAAGAAUUUUGUAAACAUG
Mirounga angustirostris (Northern elephant seal) is the source of this 10442-nucleotide messenger RNA. It is a transcript of the gene NIN, whose product is annotated as ninein. The transcript is spliced from 31 exons. Gene Ontology annotation, cellular component: ciliary transition fiber; pericentriolar material; centrosome. Gene Ontology annotation, molecular function: calcium ion binding. Bases 235 to 6639 code for a protein of 2134 amino acids. Lineage: Eukaryota; Metazoa; Chordata; Mammalia; Carnivora; Phocidae. The record is from RefSeq and is a predicted model, not a curated record. Gene Ontology annotation, biological process: microtubule anchoring at centrosome; centrosome localization; centrosome-templated microtubule nucleation.